AUGGCUGUAACCUUGGACGCAGACUGCAUGCCGCUCUCAGACUACGUCGUCGAACACAUCGACCACGUGCGGCAUCUCGAGCUUAGAGAUGGCCCUAUGGGCGACGUGACUACGGUUCUGACACGUCUGAACCGCCCCGCGCCAAUGUUGGAGUCUGUAAAUAUCUUUUGUGAUGUGCGCGGUACCUUGCAGACCUUUUUGCACACACCACCCCGCGCCUGCGCCACCCUCUUCUCGCUGAAGUUCAUCAAUCACUUGUUUACUUAUGCCGAAACCGACUUGCCACCGAAACAAUACACCUACGGUGAGGUACCUGAUGUCCUCGAGCGAAUGCCGGCCCUCGAGGUUCUAUAUGUCCAUCGUGUCCUGUCACUUGGCCCUGCCUCGAUGGGCACCUCCCGCAGCAUCUCCUUCCCGCGUCUCAAUGAGCUGAGUCUUGGAAGUGUGUUGAACAGCUGUUGUUCGCUUGUAGCAAACCUCGCCCUCCCUGCCCACACCUCGGUCCACAUGAUCUGCCACCCUUUCUCACACACCUGGGAGGACUGCCAGCUGCUCGUCCCAUUCAUGGCCAAGCGGGUCGCUGCGGCAGCCGCGAUCCAUGUUGUCGAGCAUCUCGCCAUAUACUCCUUGUCGGACAUGGAUAUUACGCUCACAAUCGGGCCUCUUGAAGCGCGCAGGGCCCCAUCCAGCGCUCUGCCUUUUAACGUUGUCAUUACUUUUUCAUUGAGCGGCGGUGCGAUCAUCCGCAGGCUGGUGGAGGCCUUCUGCGCCGUGCUUCCGCUCGGCGGGCUGCGAGAGCUGUCGGUAUUCACGGGCCUCGAGAGCUGGUGGAGGCCACAGCACUGGCAGGAAAUGCUCCGCCCCGUGCAGUGUGUGGAGACGGUAAACGUGCGGGGCACGGCGGCCAUGCACCUCGUCAGCUCGCUCGCUUGGGAGUCGUGUGCGGGCGAGCCGGCAGAGGAAGCGCCAUCUCUGCUCUUCCCCGCGUUGGAAACCCUGGCCAUGUGGGGAUUGACCAUCCACGAUGAUACGUCAGAGACACUGUGUUCAGACUACGAGCUCGUGGGAGCACUCGUCCAUCGCACCCAUAAAGCACCGCUCGAGACGCUGAGGUUUUUGCGGUACAAUGUGCAGAAGAAAUGGAUAGAGAAAAUAGAAGCCAUCGUGCCUACAGUCACCUUGGAUUUUGACGCUCAGUUCCCGUAA
Molecule: messenger RNA, 1206 nt
Organism: Heterobasidion irregulare TC 32-1
Lineage: Eukaryota; Fungi; Basidiomycota; Agaricomycetes; Russulales; Bondarzewiaceae
Exons: 2
Coding region: 1-1206 (401 amino acids)
Source: RefSeq, a predicted model, not a curated record